UGUAGUGUGUUGACACAGAACCUCACUAGAAUCAAAGCAAAGAAAUAGACCACAUUCAACUUCAAGACAUUUUCACUCCAAUUUCUUUUUUAACAUCAUGGAUGUGACAGAGCUGAGGAUUGUCAUGAUUGGAAAAACUGGAGUUGGGAAAAGUAGCCUAGCUAACACAAUAUUUGGAGAGGAUGUGUUCACAAUCAACCAUAUUUCCAACGCUGAAACAAAAGAAUGUCAAGCUCAAACCAGAUCUGUCAAUGGAAGAAGCAUCACGUUGGUCGACACUCCUGGUUUCUUUGACACAAACAUGUCCGAAGAGAACCCGAGGACUGAGAUAGUGAAGUGUAUCACUGAGCGUGCUCCUGGGCCUCAUGUUUUUCGUAUUGUGCUUGGAGAGAAGAGAAGUGGAGUGGAGAAAUUCACCAAGCAGGAGAAUGACGUCAUCAGGAAAAUAUGUGAAUAUUUCCCUGAAGAAGCUUUCAAAUACGCUGCAGUUGUCUUCACUCAUGGUGACCAGCUCCCUGAAGGGAUGACAAUUGAAGAGUUUGUCAGUCACAAUUAGGGUCUGAGUGAUGUGGUGAAGACGUGCGGCGGCCGGUGCCACGUCAUUGAUAAUAAAGACUGGAACAACAACCAACCUGAUGAAUACAGGAGAAACCAGUUCCAGGUGGCAGAGCUACUCAACACCAUAGACAAGAUAGUGAUGGAAAACAAAGGAGGCUACUACUAUUUUCCAGACAGAAGAAUUGUCCUGCUGGGAAAAACUGGAGCUGGGAAAAGCAGUACAUCCAACACCAUAUUUGGAGAGGAUGUCUCCAAGAUAAACCAUGAUCCAAACCUUGGAACAAGUCAAUGUGCAGGAGACACCAAAACUGUCAAUCGAAGAAGCAUGCCUUCAAUUGUGAUGUUUGACGAUAGUGACAAGCCCGAAUUUAAAAUAAACAAUUUUCAUGACUUGAAACCACAUUAUUCUGAAGCAGAAACCAGAUCUGUCAAUGGAAGAAACACCACUUUGAUCGACACUCCUGGUUUCUUUGACCCACACAUGUCAGAGGAGGAGCUGAGGGAUGAGAUAGUGCCUGGAUUAGGUAUAGCUGCAGGAGUUGCUGCCUGAAAAGGAGCAGUAGUAGGUGGUUGUAUAGGAUAUUGGGAAGCUGUUCAAGCAGACUCAGUGUGGGAGGCAGCAAAGAACAAAGUAAAGUCUGUUUGGGACAAAGUUGUACAAAGAUUUAAAAAACUACAAAUCAAGAAAAAGCAACAGUAAAAGUGAAGAGAAUGGGCAACGUCUGACAGACAAGUGGAAUAAAUUGACUGUUAUAGUGUUCUUGUUACUAUACUGUUCUAUAUAUUGCUUUUAUUCAAACGCUUUACAAUUUGCCUCUCAUUCAUCCAUUCCUAUUGUAUGGGAACUAUAUUUGCUCCUAAAAUUCUAACAUCUACUAAUAAUCUUUAGUCACAUACAGUAUGUGUCCAUCUUGGAUCAAAACAAGGCGAAGCAGGGAAACAAAUGUAGAAGUUAGUUUCUGUUUCACUUGACACUCCUUGUGAACAAUAUCCUACUGUAGUGUAUCUUCUUUUGCCAGCUAUUCUUAUAAAUA
Thunnus maccoyii (southern bluefin tuna) is the source of this 1592-nucleotide messenger RNA. RefSeq names its product GTPase IMAP family member 9-like. Gene Ontology annotation, molecular function: GTP binding. NCBI's taxonomy places the organism in Eukaryota, Metazoa, Chordata, Actinopteri, Scombriformes, Scombridae. The record is from RefSeq and is a predicted model, not a curated record. Bases 98 to 556 code for a protein of 152 amino acids. The transcript is spliced from 3 exons.